Molecule: messenger RNA, 2444 nt
Organism: Pungitius pungitius (ninespine stickleback)
Lineage: Eukaryota; Metazoa; Chordata; Actinopteri; Perciformes; Gasterosteidae
Gene: rubcnl
Product: rubicon like autophagy enhancer
Exons: 18
Coding region: 259-2352 (697 amino acids)
Biological process (GO): autophagosome maturation; autophagosome-endosome fusion; autophagosome-lysosome fusion
Cellular component (GO): autophagosome membrane; intracellular membrane-bounded organelle
Molecular function (GO): phosphatidylinositol phosphate binding
Source: RefSeq, a predicted model, not a curated record
CGAACAAAAAACUCCACUUUUUGGGGGAUAUUUCUUCUGGUUUCGGGGGUUCAGUUGCUUCUGUUGUGCAGUAAACAGACAGGCGUUUGCCCUCCGUGUUUUCAGAAGAAACACUGCUGCUCGGCCACAGAAAGCACAAACCACUGUUAAAUACAGGAAGUGUUGAUCACCAAACCGCCUCGCUUCCUUUCGAGGCUUCACGCCAGUCCCUUUGGCCGCUGUCAGAUCACAGUUUCACUCUGAGGGAUUCGCAAAAGGAUGGAAAGCGGCGAGGGCCCGUCCUUCUCCCCCCACGCGUCCGAACACAUCCGCCGGCGCGCGGACCCGGCGGAGCCCCGCCCACCCGCGGCCCCGGCGGAGCCCCGCCCACCCGCGGCCCCGGCCCCGAGAGCCACGGUCGCCACGGACGAGCACCCAAGCCGCGAGCGGCGGCCGGCCGGUUCAGGGUCGGUUCCGCUUCUCCUCCUGUCGCCACCGGACGCCGACGCAGCGUUCUCCCACCGACGACCACGGGCAGCGGACGCCGACGGAGAGGAAGGAACGCAGUGGAGCAGAGAGGAGGCGGGGCGAAGCACCUUCAUCCUUCCCAGGAGCAGUCCGGUCGUCUCCGGGCGCCACAGGCCCGUCUCCUGGCACGGAGUGGACACCGGCACGUCGGCCUCGCCCAGAUGCGCGACUUCUUUGAGCUUGGACUCCUCGGCUCCUGCUUCUGCUUCGCCGUCCCCGGAUCAGUGCGCCCCCAGCCCGCCCCCCCCCAGCCCGACCGCUCGCCGGCGGGCCGAGCGGCGUCGUGGCCCGCCGGCCCCCGCGCAGCUCAACCGGGCCAGUGCAGCAGCUCAACUCCUGGGCCAGUGGGCCCGGCGGCCCUUCGGCGGGCAGCAGGGGCCGGCCGGGGGGGACCAGGGCCGGGGGCCGACCGCCUGCGAUGCCUCUGACUCAUCGGUCCCUUCAACCUCAACAGAUCUUUGCAAAGAGAGAAGCUGCGGCGCCAUCCCAGAAGUCUCCGCAGACAUCUUUAAGACCAGUUGUGAUCUGGAAAAGGAGAACGCUCAUUUCGCCGUGGUGGACAUGAUGCUGGAGGUGCUGGAGGGGGUCAAAUGGACCCUGACCUCGGAUCUACGGACUUCCGGGACGGACCCGGCACAACACUCGCAUGGCGGCGCGCCGCCGCAGGGCCGCCUUCAGAGGCGCACGCGGGCCUGCGGUGCUGAGGAUCACGAGGAUGAACACCCGCCAAAGACUUUCUCCAUCCUCUCCUCCGACAGCGGAAUUGAAGAGUGUAGAGUCGACAACCCGCCGGCACCCACGGAGUCUCUCAGAAAUGCGGAGUCGCUGGCCCAGAAGCUGGUGCUGGAGUUCAGGAGGAGCUGGCUUCCAUCCCGUGAGCCUCGGCGUGGACGGCAAAGCCUCCGCAGCUCGCUGCAGGAAUUGCCAGAUGCCGGAGGUGUGGAGGUGAGCAGCCUGGCGGAGGAGAUCCAGCUGAGGACCAGGAUGAGAGGAUCCCAGAGCUGGGCCCCGCCACGCUUCCAGAUCAUCUUCACGGUGCAGCCCACCAACAGACGCAGUGACGUGGUGGCUCUGCAGCACUUCCUGUGUGCCGGCUGUGGGACAAAAGUGGAGCCCAAGUACAUCAAGAAACUGCGGUAUUGUGAAUAUCUUGGCAGAUAUUUCUGUGACUGCUGCCACGGCGGCUCUGAAGCUGUGAUUCCCGGUCGACUUCUGUCCUGCUGGGACUUUGGAAGAUACCCUGUGAGUUAUUUCUCCAAACAGCUGCUGGACUCCAUUUGGCAUCAGCCUGUGUUCGACCUGACCCGCGUCGGAAAGACCCUCUACAGCAAAGUGAAGGAGCUGGACAGGUUCCGGGAGCUGCAGGAACAUCUGAUGGGCAUCAAGAAGCUGCUGUCAACCUGCAGGUUGUCUGGACGGGUGAUGGCUGAGUUGGAGCAGCUUCCUGUUCACCUGGUGGAGCAGCCGCACCUCUUCUCCAUGGAGGACCUCUCCAGGGUGAAGAAGGGUCAGCUUGUGGCGCGGACCAGAGCGCUGCUGCUCACCGCCAUCGAUCAUGUCCAGAGAUGUGAGCUGUGUCUGGCUCGAGGGUUUAUCUGUGAGUUCUGCAGAGAAAGAGACGUCAUCUUUCCUUUUCAGGCGGACACAUGUAGGCGAUGUCCAGGAAUUCCCCUGGGAUGGUCCAGUGGUUCCUAUGCUAAAGGAGCUAAGGAUGGAAGCAUUGAAGAUCCUUUCAGCAGUAGAGGAUUGCAGGAGCUCUUUUCAUGGUGGCCACUCACACUACUUCCAGGCACCUCCACACACCCACCAACAUCCUCAUCGUCUCCCUGGCCUUCUCUGACCUAAUCGUGGGCCUCCUGCUGAUGCCGGUAGAGAUCCUCCUCACAGUCUCGUGUUGGUUUCUCGGUGACCUUGAGUGUGCUUUGUUUAAUUAUGUG